Messenger RNA from Pseudogymnoascus destructans, 1059 nucleotides. RefSeq lists its product as uncharacterized. Lineage: Eukaryota; Fungi; Ascomycota; Leotiomycetes; Thelebolales; Thelebolaceae. The coding region runs from base 1 to 1059 and encodes 352 amino acids. The record is from RefSeq and is a predicted model, not a curated record. The transcript has 2 exons.
AUGCCGGAUUUCGGGUAUCUGAUUGACAAUGCAAAGAGGAGUAUUCUGGGGUUGAAGGAGCCAAGUACUGCGACAGAAUCAAAAACACCAGCGGUUGACGAUUUAUUUACCAAGGUCGAUCCUGCUGUUGAUGGCGACGAUUGCAACCACGAUUGCGCAAGCUGCGAUAUAAAGUACCCAACGAAAUUUUCAAUCGACGAAAGCGACGAGAUUUAUGGGAAUAUUAAAGCAUGGAGCACUCAUGUCCUGGUCGCAACCGGAAAGACAGACUGGGUAAGAGAUGUGGGGGAUGAGAAGGGGAGCAUAAUGGAGGCGUUUGACAAGACCUCCGUUAAGCCAAGUAAUGGCAAAUUAAAGCUCUCCGCGUCGAAUAUUCCGACUCCAACACAUCACAAUGACUAUGCGGAGCCGACGACAGUUUUAAUCCUCCCUGCAUUCACAAUCGUCGAGAAUGUCACCCCUUCAUCAGUACCCGACUUAAUCACAUCCUUCAUCAAUCAUUCUCCAACAACUAUGUCGAGUUUAGUUCCGAAUUCCGUUCCUAUAUCACUCCGAGACCCGCUACCAACAGCCUCAGAGCUGGUCGCUCGCCCGUGCCCCCACAAAGCGUUAAUACUUCUAUGUUCGCAAAGAACACGAGAUGCUCGUUGCGGGCAGAGCGCGCCGCUAUUACGGAAAGAACUGGAGAGGCAUUUGCGGCCAUUGGGUCUCUUUCGGGACCUUGAUGAUGAGAGGCCAGGCGGUGUGGGAAUCUACUUUAUUAGCCAUGUUGGUGGACACAAAUAUUCGGCCAAUAUGAUGGUGUACAGGAAAGAAAACCCGUGGGGCCUGGAUGACGUAGAAAGGGCAACAGCUAAUGGCGACUUUCACGUCCCAGCGACGCCUGCUGGCGCUGAAAUUGUCGAGUAUAGUGCUGCUCAGUGCAUCUGGCUUGCGAGAGUUUUCCCCAAUGACUGCGAGAACAUUGUCAAGUAUACAAUCCUCCAAGGAAAGGUUGUCAAGCCAGAGCGGCAGCUUAGAGGUGGCUUCGACAGAACACGUGGGGUUUUCAGUUGGUAG